CUACCGUGUGUGCCUGUCUUCUCUCCUAGGAUAAAAAUCACGCUGCUCCAUUCUCUGGUUUCUUCCAGCCGCUCACCGCCGGUGAGAUCGCAGCCGUCGUUCUUAUCUUCUUGCGCCGCUCCUCUGUUGCCGCUUAAGCACUGGAUAAAAUCCUGCGCACCGAGGUUCUUCCUCAUGGCGCUCGGCCUCUUCCCAGCGCUACCGGCCAUCCCUCUGCUCGCCCUCGCUCCUCUGUUGGCUCAGACCGCACCCCCUUCUCGGCCCCAUCUCCAUGGCGUCCGGCCGGAUCUCCAGUGCCGCGCCGGCUUGGAGCUUCCAUGGCCGCAUCUCUUUUUCCCUGUGAUUUCAUGGCGUCCCUGCGUCGCAUAUUCCCUGAGCUCGUCGCCAUGGCUGCACCCAGCUGCUCCUCCAUGGCUCGUCUCUCCUUGGCACCCAGCCGAGCCCCUCCGCACGCCCAGAUGCCUGCUCGCUGCCAGCUCGCCCUGCUCUCUGUUUUCUCUCUCUGCCGCGCCCGCUGUUGGUUCGCUCUGCUCGCGGCCAGAGCUCCACUGCGUCGCGCCCAAGCUUCUGGCGUCUUCCUCCCCUGCGCAGAGUCUCAGCCUGCUUGUCGAGCCCAGCCGCCCUUCCCUUUGAUUCUCCCUCGCCCAUGGUCGAGUUCGCCCCAGCGCCGUGCUCUGCGCGCGACCGUUUCCUGUUCCCUGCGCGCGUCGAGCUCUCGUGCCGAGUCCCUCUGUUGCGUGCCCAGCCUCAAGUUCCUGUGCGCGCGCUCCACUGUUCCCUGGGUGAGUUCCUCGCUGCCACAGUUGUCUGGUGUUUGGCCCGCGUCGAUUCGCGUUCGCUCAUAUCGCCAUCGUCGUGUUGUCGCUGGUGAUAGCUUCGCGUGCGCGUCAAACUCCCGCGUCUAAGUCUUUUUCCUGCUCCCUUGUGCGCACUCUGCUUCCUCGCCGAGCUCGUCCCUGCGCGCCGAGGUCGCGCGCAGCUCUCCCAGCUCGCUCUGUCUGCGGGCCGUGCUCCCUUAUCGUGGUUUUCUGCUUCCUUGUGAUGCGCGCAGUGUUUCGUUGUCCCUCGUCGUGCCGAGUUCUCCUCUGCACGCAGUCGCGUCCUGUUUCCUGCUUGCCAGCGCGCCCUCUCGGCUCGCUCGGCCUUAAUCCCUAUCUCGUCGUCGAUCUCGCUGUGACUUAGUUCGUCUGUCGUGCUAGUCGCUAUCCGAUACUGUACCUAUUAGCUCGGAUCCUGCCCAGCUCGUCGUCGCGUCGUUUACCGUCGAGUCGUCAAACACGUCAUCCCCUGCUCGAACCCCACCUCACCAGCUUACUCUAGACUUCAAUCGAAGGUCGUCGUCGUUCGUGCAUCCCCAAGAGAUCCCAAGAAUCGGGUGAAGACGAAGUUAACAGCGCGAUAUUCCCCCAAGCGCUCGACAAAUUGUCUGGAUCGGAAAAUCGCUACUGAUCUCGCGGAUUCGUGAAAGCUGUUGAAAUGGUAAGCUAAUGAAUUGUUUAGAAUAGUUUGAACGUUAAAUAAAUUAAUGUGUUAUUGCGAUGCUCA
Messenger RNA from Zea mays, 1545 nucleotides. RefSeq lists its product as uncharacterized. Bases 318 to 905 code for a protein of 195 amino acids. NCBI's taxonomy places the organism in Eukaryota, Viridiplantae, Streptophyta, Magnoliopsida, Poales, Poaceae. The record is from RefSeq and is marked validated. The transcript has a single exon.